Colletotrichum spaethianum is the source of this 609-nucleotide messenger RNA. RefSeq lists its product as uncharacterized. The record is from RefSeq and is a predicted model, not a curated record. NCBI's taxonomy places the organism in Eukaryota, Fungi, Ascomycota, Sordariomycetes, Glomerellales, Glomerellaceae. Bases 1 to 609 code for a protein of 202 amino acids. The transcript is spliced from 3 exons.
AUGUCCUACUACGAGAACAACCCGCAGUGGUCCAAUCCCGGCCAGAACAACUGGGAACACCAAGCGCCUCCUGCCCGUGCUGGUGAGUCGGCCCAGUUGUCGCAACAGCACCAAAUCGCAAAGCCAGACGCCGGAAUUGACUCGAGGUUCUCGCCAACAGGUGCCAGCGGCCCCACGCCUCAGGACGACUUCGCAUUCUUCUACCAGUUCGAGGAGGUUGAUCGUGCAUACGAGAAUCUCGCCAAGAGCGGGAAGUCGUACGGAAUGGGCGGUCGACGUGAGUACCCAACCCCUGGUGGUCCCAAGAUGGGUCCCGCCGGCCAUGGUCCCGCCAGAAAAUCCCUCGACUUCACUGGACGCAUGGGAGCCGGAGCCGGUCCCGGUCCCCGACCGCACUCGGUCAACCAGUUCGAUGAUGCCCGAGGCCACCCCAACUCGAACCUCCAGAGCUUUUACGCCUCCCAGCGCCACCAGCCAUCCCGUGGCUCCAACGACGCGGAACAGAUGAUGCAGGCCAAGAGAAGGAUGGCCGCCCAACGGGAGCGGGAGCUGCGAAACCUGCACACUGAGCAGCAAUACCAACGAAGUAGGCCGCCCUCUUCUGUAUAG